AACUCGAUAGGAUCGAUUAUGGUUCGAUAGUAGGCUCGAUAGAAGCUCGAUAGGAGCUCGAUAGAAGCUCGAUGGAUAUGUGGUAUAUAUUACAAGGGCUCGAUAGGUUCGAUAAUGGUUCGAUAUUAGACCAGACUGUAGCUCGAUGGUUAUUUAUGUAGACAGAUUUUUCUUAGCUCGAUAGGCUCGACACUGGCUCGAUAGGCUCGAUAAAUUUAGGUUGUUGAUAUUGCUCGAUGGAACUUGAUAGUUGCUCAAUAGGGUAUGUUGCAGCUCGAUUAUAUCUCGAUAGAGAUCGAUAGAGCUCGAUGACAACUUAUUUCAGUGUUUUUAUGAAAUUUUUUUUAUUCUGUUUUCUUACCAAUUUUUUUUCAUGUGUUGUUACAGAUGCCUAAGUUGCUUGUUCCAUUCAGUGAUCACUUUCCUGGUCGAGUGACAUAUCGGGGUAGUAGUACUUUAAAUCACAUUAAGACCAGGUUUUUGGAGCUCGGGCUGCUUGAAAGGGCUAAGGAAUCCCCUUUCAAGCAAUUCUUUUUGGCUUCGGAGUUUAAUUUCUCCGGAGUCUUGGUGCAUCAACUGUUGCUGAGGAAAAUCGCCAGCAACAACGAAGAUGAGGUGCAUUUUUUCUUGGGGUCGAAGUCUUGUAGAUUCGGCAUGGGAGAGUUUGCCCUGGUGACGGGGUUGGAUUUCAGUGCCUUCCCGUCACCAGAAGAGUUGGAAGGGCGUAAUCUCAGCGACCGGUUGAUAAAGGAGUAUUUCAACGAUGCUGAGAAAGUAAAGCUGUCACAGGUGGACCAUGCUUUCAAGACUUGUACGGUUGUGGAAGAUGUGUACAAGCUUGGUCUAUGUCUGUUUGUUGAGGGGGUUCUGAAUGCCAUUGAGGGCAAGUUGCACAUUUGGUGAGAUAUUCUAAAAAUUGUUGAGAAUGUAGAGUAGUUCUUCAGCUAUCCAUGAAGUACUCUUAUAGGAGGCUGUUGCAUUAUUGUAAGAAGGACAUGGUGAAGCAAAAUGCCAACUAUGAUGCCAAGAAGGAUGCCAAGGUGCAGCAAGAGUCCAAAUACAGUAUGUAUGGUUAUGCCCCCGCCUUACAGUACUGGGCAUAUGAGGCUAUCCAACAGCUUGCGGUGGAGCUUGUUGUGAGCUUGGGAAACAUGUUCCUGAGGAUGCUUAGUUGGUCGCAUCGGAGGAACAAGGAUUUCACCAAGUCCGUCAUCGCACCGAUAUUAUUGAAGAAGAAUUUAAUUGUUCUUCCGAUGUUGAAGCCUCGGCUAGCAGAAAAAGACUAUUACUUGUCUUUGACUGAGGGGAGAUCUUCCCCUUUAUCCUGGGCUUGGCCAGGAUCCCUCGGAGACUGAUGAGGAGGAGGAUGCGACUUUUGAGAAAAUGGCAGAGAAAGUUUCUCAGGCUGCUGAGGCAGCCAAGAUAUUUGUUGAUGCUGCCCCGGGGGAGGAGGUUGUAGGUCCCACCCCUCCUAUUGCCCCAGCCUCAGCCCCAGCCUCAACCUGUGCCCCAACAUCAGCCCCAGCCUCAGCGUCAGCCCCAACACCAACCCCAACACUAGCCUCAGCCUCAGCCCCAGCCUCAACCUGUGCCCCAACAUCAGCCCCAGCCUCAGCGUCAGCCCCAACACCAACCCCAACACUAGCCUCAGCCUCAGCCCCUGAGCUCGCCGACUUGAUUGAGUGGUUGGACAGAGUCGAGGGUCGACAAGAGACCCUCUUGAAGAACCAGUCAGUGAUCUUGGACGUACUCAGUCAGAUCCUGACAUUUAUUAAGGAGAAACCGAGGGGGUCCAAUGAAGAUUCAGAGUCAGAGUCAUUGGAUAUUCCGCUAGACUAUGUUGAUGAUCCAACGACGCCUCCUACCAUCAUUGUGACACCAGAUGCUGAGACUCCGGGAGUCGUUAUUGUCAACCCUGAGGAUGUUGCUGGGGUUUAGUUUCAGAGGGCUAGACGCCAAAGACGCAAGCCAGAUUGGUUUGAGGACUAUACGGAUCCCACGAGGAAAAGACCUCGCACUGCUGCAGCUGCACCAGCAGACGAGGCUACACAAGAGGCUACACAUGUGCUGGACCCUCUCAAGAAGCCAGAUCCCAAACAAUAUAGGACAAUGUGCAAGUGGCUUCUUGGAGACAUGCCCAACAAGACCCCGCGGGAUGUAAAGACUGGGAGUCACGGUCCAGCGUGGUUUCUGACGUUGAAGACACCCCAGUCGUGGCUCAAUGAUGGGCAUAUUGAUGCGUCAGAACACAUGCUUUGUAUGCGUCGCAAGUAUUUUCCCAAUAUAUAUCGACAGAAUGCAGUUGUGAUGAACAAUUAUUUCUCACAAGUGAUACCUGCCCGAUAUGAUCAGUACAAGCAAACAGCCGACAAAACAAAGUAUUAUUGGGAUGCUGACAUUAUGUCCAUGUUGACCGGCAUCGAGCAGCAGUUUCUGGCAUCUUGGGGAGGAGUUGAGGAUGUAUAUUGGUGCCAGAACUAUGGACAACAACAUUGGUUUGCCAUUGAGGCUUCCAUUUCUAGUUGGACUCUGACUGUUUACGAUUCGGAAAACUCGGUGAUUAGUGACGCAAAGCUUGAGGAUAUUAUGAGUCCAUGGUGCUUUAUGCUUCCUUCUCUGUUAAUGCAGAGUAAACUGUUUACUGAUAGCUUGAUGUUGAAGAUUCCAUCAGCAGGAAAUAGGCCGCAUCGGUUCACAUUGCGUCGCAAACAGAAACACGAGCUCCCUAAGUCAAAGAGAAGCGGGGAUUGUGGUGUGUAUGCUAUCAAGUAUAUUGAGCAUCUAAUGGUCGGUCUUCCAUUGGAAACUAUCUGCGAUGAAAAUAUGGAGGUGUUCAGGAACAAGUGGACCACAGACUUGUGGUAUCAAAAUUUGUUACCUUGAUGAUUGUAUAUAUAUAGGGUCUUUACAUGUACAGUUUGUUGUUCAUAUUUUUUUUAUAACUUUCAUGGGCUGUUAUUGAGCUAAUAUCAAGCUAUAUCAAACUAUUAUUGAAUUAUCAAAAUUUGUUACCUUCA
Messenger RNA from Humulus lupulus (European hop), 3017 nucleotides. RefSeq lists its product as uncharacterized. Gene Ontology annotation, molecular function: cysteine-type peptidase activity. Bases 2110 to 2883 code for a protein of 257 amino acids. The record is from RefSeq and is a predicted model, not a curated record. The transcript has 4 exons. Gene Ontology annotation, biological process: proteolysis. NCBI's taxonomy places the organism in Eukaryota, Viridiplantae, Streptophyta, Magnoliopsida, Rosales, Cannabaceae.